Molecule: messenger RNA, 1037 nt
Organism: Ipomoea triloba (trilobed morning glory)
Lineage: Eukaryota; Viridiplantae; Streptophyta; Magnoliopsida; Solanales; Convolvulaceae
Product: surfeit locus protein 2
Exons: 5
Coding region: 48-815 (255 amino acids)
Source: RefSeq, a predicted model, not a curated record
UCGCCCUAAAGGGCUAAGGCUGAUACUGAACAGCGCUGCAAAUUGCAAUGGCGAAGGAAGAGGGCGGAGGAGCUGAAAGCGGCGAGAAGGAAGGGCAAAACCUAUUGGGCGAACCGACCUUCAAGAAACUGGAGAAUGGCCGCUUCAAGUGCGUGGAGACGGGCCACGAGCUCCCGGCUCAUGCCAGAGAUUCGUAUGCUCGGAGCAAGCACUGCCGUUUAGGCCUCAUCGAUGCUGCUCUGGCUAGUAAAAAGCCCCCUCUCAAUAUGUUCUCUCAGGAUCCUCUUUCCAAGUCAAAAUUGAAAUGUAAGUUGACAGGCCUCACUGUUAACAAAUCUGAGGAGCAUAUUUGGAAGCAUAUUAAUGGGAAACGCUUCCUCAGAAUGUUAGAGAAGAAGGAAGCUGAGCAGGAAAUGCCAGAUCGAAUGGUAGAAGAGAAAAUUGAACAAGUACAGGAAAAGCCAAAGAAGAAAUCCAGUAGUUUGAAGAAAAAGAAAAAGGAGAAAGCAGAAAAUGCUACCAAUAUUGUAUCUGAAAUGAGGGAUAUUACUGGGAAUGACAGUGAUCCAGAAGAAGCUGAGUUCUGGAUGCCUCCAGUUGGAGAACGUUGGGAUUUUGAUGAUGGGGGAAACCGAUGGGGUUCUGGCUCGGAGUCAGAACCAGAAAAUGAUGAUGCUAAUGGUGAAGAUGAAUUGAUUGAAGAGGCUACCCAUGAAGCAGGAGAACUCUCUAAGCAGACAAAGCGAAUGACCCUUGAGAUUGGACCCAGCAGCUUUGCUCGAAGGAAGAAGAAGAAGAAGACAAAUGCUUCGUGAUGAGAAUUGAUCUAAGUUAAAUUGAAUUUCUUCGCAGGAACGAGUUUCAGCACAGCAGUGACUCCCAAGUUCUGUUUUUUCUUUAAUCAGUACUCUAAAUUUUUUUACCUGAGGGAAACAGAAAUGUGUACUUGCUUGGCGUUCUGAUAUGGUGAUUCUGUUUUCUCGGACACUUUUUGGAACGAAAGCCUGAAUUUUUAGAUUAAGUCCGCCAUUAUAUUA